AUGUCAACGAUACAAGAUAUUAUUAAAAUUCUUACUCUUCAACCAGAUAAUUUUACCAAAACCCAUGCACAUGAUGCAAUCUCUGAGAUAAUGCAGCAACGAGCAACUUCUGCUCAAAUUGCGUCUUUUUUAGUAGCUUUAAAGUUACAACAUAAGGACUCUGACCCAGGAAUUGUCGCAACUUGUGUUAGUUCAAUGCUUGAAUUUGCUGUCAAUUUAGAUUUUUCAAUAUAUGAGGGAUUACAAGAAUCACUUGUAGAUGUUGUAGGGACAGGUGGAGAUGGCAAGGAUACUUUUAAUGUAUCAACCACGACAGCAAUUGUUAUUGCAGGUGCUGGAUGCAAAGUGGCCAAGUUUGGAAAUAGAUCCGCUUCAUCAAAAUGUGGUUCUGCUGACAUUCUCGAAAAAGUAGGAUGUCAAAUCACCAAUCUGUCACCAACCAAAGUUCCACAAAUAAUAGAUUCCACAAAUUUUUGUUUCCUAUAUGCACCAACAUUUCAUCCAGCAGUAAAAAAUGCAGCAAUUACGCGUCGAGAAAUAGGAAUACCAACUAUAUUUAAUUUAUUGGGUCCUUUAAGUAAUCCUGCUAAACCAAAACGAGUUUUAAUUGGAGUAUAUAAAAAGAAUUUAGGAAGAUUGGUAAUUGAAUCAUUAAAAUUAAGAAAUGUAACAGAAGCUAUGGUUGUUCAUGGAGCUAUUGGUCUAGAUGAAAUAAGUACGGAAGGUGAAACUUUUAUCUGGCAUCUUUCAAAAUCAAAUAUAAAAGAAUAUACAGUAACACCAUCUGAUUUCGGAUUGCCCAAUCAUCCUAUAAGUGCAGUUGAAGGUGGAAACCCUCAAGAAAAUGCUGAUCUUCUAAUUCAAAUACUUUCUAAUCAAUACAAUGGUCCCAUUUUAGAUUUUAUACUCUUAAAUUCAUCAGCUGCUUUGGUAAUAGCUGGAUUAGCUAAAGAUUUUAAAGAUGGAGUGAGAUUGGCUCGAGAAAGUAUUUUGAGUGGUAAAGCGAAGAAAGUGUUGGAUGAAUUUAGGAAACAAACUGAUGAUGAACAAUAA
Molecule: messenger RNA, 1053 nt
Organism: Diversispora eburnea
Lineage: Eukaryota; Fungi; Glomeromycota; Glomeromycetes; Diversisporales; Diversisporaceae
Source: the annotation of a GenBank genome assembly